Molecule: messenger RNA, 1132 nt
Organism: Apodemus sylvaticus (European woodmouse)
Lineage: Eukaryota; Metazoa; Chordata; Mammalia; Rodentia; Muridae
Gene: Stx19
Product: syntaxin 19
Exons: 1
Coding region: 1-879 (292 amino acids)
Biological process (GO): exocytosis; synaptic vesicle fusion to presynaptic active zone membrane; intracellular protein transport
Cellular component (GO): synaptic vesicle; endomembrane system; plasma membrane
Molecular function (GO): SNAP receptor activity; SNARE binding
Source: RefSeq, a predicted model, not a curated record
AUGAAAGACCGACUUCAAGAGUUAAAACAGAAAACCAAGGAAAUAGAACUCUCUCGGGACAGUCAGGUGUUUGCGGACGAGGAACAAGGGGUGCUUGUCCAGCAAGCUGUUAUUUACGAGAGAGAGCCUGUGGCUGAGAGGCACCUACAGGAGCUCCACAAGCUACAGGAGAAUAUUAACAGCUUCGUGGAUGAUGUUCAAAGAUUUGGACAGCAACAGAAAAGUCUAGUGGCUUCCAUGAGAAGGUUCAGUCUACUUAAAAGAGAUUCUACCAUUGCAAAGGAGAUAAAAAUCCAAGCAGAACACAUAAACAGAGCAUUGGGUGACGUGGCCAAAGAAGUGAAAAAGUCAGAGGUCGAAAAUGGCCCGUCCUCAGUGAUCACAAGGAUACUGAAGUCUCAGUACGCUGCCAUGUUCCGCCGCUUCCAGCAAACCAUGUUUCUAUACAACGACACACUUGCUUUAAAGCAAGAAAAGUGCAAAACAUUUAUUGUCCGCCAGCUUGAGGUGGCCGGGAAAGAAGUUUCUGAAGAGGAAGUGAAUGACAUGCUUCACCUUGGGAAAUGGGAAGUUUUCAACGAAAGCUUGCUUACGGAGACCAGCAUCACUAAAGCUCAGCUCUCAGAGAUUGAGCAGAGACACAAGGAACUUGUGAAUCUGGAGAACCAAGUGAAGGACCUCCGGGACCUAUUCAUUCAGAUCUCUCUUCUAGUAGAGGAACAAGGAGAGAGCAUCAACAACAUCGAGGUACUGGUGAACAGCACAAAAGAUUAUGUUAACAACACCAAAGAGAAAUUUGGACUGGCUGUGAAAUACAAAAGAAGAAACCCCUGCCGGGCCCUGUGCUGUUGCUGCUGCCCGUGCUGUGGCUCCAAAUAAAGACUUUACUUUAGAAACUUUCUCAGAGUUUAGGGGUAAGGUGUCCACUUUUCAGAGUCUAGACUUGGUUGUCUUCAUUUCAUGAGUCUAGUCAUAUAUAUGUAAUCAUUGUUAAAUGGUCAUUUUGCCCCUCAGUAUUUACCUACUAACAUUACAGAAACUGCUAAAGCCAGUGACACAAGACAAGAAUCUACUUAAAAUGCACUGGUAAUCUAUUAGGUAAAAGUGAAAGAUCAUACAUCUCUGGAAAAAU